Molecule: messenger RNA, 3613 nt
Organism: Xyrauchen texanus (razorback sucker)
Lineage: Eukaryota; Metazoa; Chordata; Actinopteri; Cypriniformes; Catostomidae
Exons: 4
Coding region: 149-808 (219 amino acids)
Biological process (GO): signal transduction
Molecular function (GO): protein binding
Source: RefSeq, a predicted model, not a curated record
CAGAGGUAGUAUAUCAAUAAAACAUGACUACUCACGGAUGUGGUGCGAAUGAGGAAUCAAACAUUUCCCUCCAUUAAACUGAGCCUGAAUCUUUGGUUUGAAACCCAUUUUAAAGAAAAUUUGCAUCCAUAACCGAGGAUAAGAGGCAAUGGAUGGACCAGUAGAUGGCACCAAGCUCAUUCUGAGAUUCAAGCCAGAACUAAUGGAUGCUCUGAAGGAAGAUCCAGACUUAUUGAUACUGCAUUGCCAUUCUCUUGGCAUAUUGUCCAGUAAUGAGUAUAACAACAUCAAAGACAUUAACAUACGAUCAAGGCAGGUACGGGAUAUCCUGGAUUAUGUGAUUUGCGACAACAAACGUGCCCUGAGUUUUCUGAGGUUGCUGAGAAGACAAGACAUGCAAGAGACCUUUCCGAAUCUAAAAUUUCUUCAAACAUUGCAAAUCAACAAAAGAAAGACGCCAAAAACGACAGAGACCACAGCAAAGAGGAAGCUGGAGAUGCUGGAAAACGAGCAGUCAUGCAUAACCAACUCCAGGAUAGUGACAGAGAGGGAGAUGAUGAAGGUGGCCCGCUAUAUUGGGAAGAAUUGGAAGGAGGUGGGCAUUAUGGCACUGGAUAUGAGCACCACCACUCUUCAGCAGAUAGAGGAAGAUAACAAGCUGCACAUCGAGCGGGUUUUUGCCAUGCUGCGACGAUGGAGCAUCCGCGAGAGGGACAAGGCCACAGCAACCCGCCUCUAUUCACUUUUAACCCAGGAGGAGAACUGCGUUGACCCUCGUAAUAUCAGUAUCCUGCUGGAAAACAGCUGAGGCCCCUGAGAACAAUCAUUCAAGGAAUAUUCCGGGUUCAGUACAAGUUAAGCACAAUCAACAGCAUUUGUGGCAUAAUGUUGGAUUUAUUAUCAAAAAUUAUUUUGUCUCGUCCCUUGUUUUUUUUUUAAAACAAUCGAGGUUACAGUGAGGCAUUUACAAUGGAAUUGAAUGGGGCCAAUUUUGGGAGGGUUCAGCCUUGUAAGCUGACCUUCCGGCGAGCCUACCGAGAAAUAAUAAUUAUCAAAAUACAAUAGGUAUCGUUUUAAAUCUUAGAAGCUGCACUUUACAAUGCAUGUAGUCAUUAUGACCAAAACUGAUCAAGUGCUUUGAAAUUUGCAGAAAAAUCAGAAGUGUCCCAUUUUAAUAAUUUAUUAAUAAUUUUGCACUGUACGUAGUAUUGUAAUCGUUAAAACAUCAAACUGAUUAAAUAGCCAUAUGUCUAAUUUGAUUGGAAAGCUCUCAAAGAGUAGAAUUCAGAAAUAUAUCAAGUAAUCCCAAAGUACAUGGGUUUGACACAACAGGAGUUGCUUAUAUGCUGAAUUUUUGCUUAUAACUUCACGAAAUAUAAACAGAACAUAAAAUAUCACAUACUAUUACUUAGAGUAGAGGGUUACUGUUAAAACGAGCCCACACACAACAUAAUAGUUGCAUAGAUCAUUAGAUAAUCCACACAACGCACAAUGGGCACACAUCAUAUUAUGUGCUAUCUGGCUAAAAACACGUUAGCUUUCCUGAAUUAGAUAACUUAAUCGGAAAACUAUGUUGUACGUUGUCCAGCAUCAUAGAAUGAUAAACCAAAAGGACUCGGAUCGCUGCAACCAGAGGGUGAAGUCAACCAAAUAUGGGCAAAGAGGAUUGUUCACUCUAAUUACAUAUGGCCACCAGGAGAUGGCGCCAAGUAUAUGACACAGACUCAAUGAUUUCUCAAAUGAUACAGAAUGGAACUUAACCAGAUCUUGCUGCUCAUGCCAGCAUGAGAGAACUUACCCUUAGUGAUUGUUGUAUUUCUAAGUGUAAUUAGUUCUUAUGUACAAGUAUUAUGUUUUAAUUAUUUGAAGAGGCUUGUUAUUAUUUGAAGUUUUUUUUUUCAGUUUCUUAGGCUGAGAGUCUCAUAAUUUAUCAUAAUCUGUAUCAUUUAAAACUUUGAAACGUUUUCUUUUAACAUUAUACCAAAACUCUUUGUUUUUUGUUAUUUUUCUUGUAGAGUAAUAAGCCUUUAAACAAGUAAUCUUUAUUAACACCUUCAGAGCUUGAAGGAUUAAAGGCAGAAAUAUUACGAUUAUAAUUUUUUAAAACAUUUACAUUAAUUCUUCUGUUAAAACUUUGAGCUGUAAAUUUGUUUGCAGCGAAGUUGUAAAAUUGAAUAUAACUUGACACAGUUAUAAAGUAAAGUUAAUAGAAAAGUAGUAUUUUACUACACUAAAAUCAAUGAGUUUGUUGAUUUGGUUAAUUUUAAAACAGUGAGUAUUUUUAACAUGGAUUGGGCCCAUCUCUUCCAUUAUAAGUGCCUCACUCACCCGUAUAUUGUUGUUUUUUUUUUUUAGAAAAAUAAGGGAAAAAAAUCAACAUUGAUUUUUGUGUUAAUGGUCACAAAUGCUAUUGAUUGAGUUGUAUUGAACCAGGAAUAUUCUUUAAAUUUAAGUAGCACUUUGCAUGCACAGACAUGCAAGUAUUCCACUAGAGGAAGUUAUACCUUCUUUAUAAGUCAGUUAUAAUGAAGAAUGUUUACUAAUGUUACUGUUGUUUUUGUUUCUUUUAGUAAAGAGGAUGUAUAUGGUAGCUUGAAACAAAAGGGAAAUGCUCAAAUGCAACAAGCUAAAGUAUCAAGCGGGUAUUUCAAAUAUCUUUCAGGUUAUUCGAAAAUAUGCUUAAAUUUUAAUUUUGUAAUGCAAAAAUAUAUUUUUUUAAAGGGGCAGAACUGAAUUGACUGUAUGAAUAUGUGUGUAUUUUUUAUUUGUUUAGUUUCAAUGUUUUAUUCCUUUAUGGCAUUAUUACAUGAUUGUUUUUGUGUUAUGGUUUCAUGUGAGACCAACUGUCACAACAUAACAUUCCUACUUUUCAGAUCUGUUUGCACUGUGCAUAUGGUCUUGAUAUAUAAUGCUAUUUUAAAUAACUAUUCCAGGUGAGCUGAGCUCAUCUGUACCGCAGCAUUCCAAAUGACUAGCUGUUAUAUAUUCUACAAAGCAUUGCAUUUCCUUUUUUAAAUAAUCAAAUGUGAACGCUUUUAUCUAAGUCUUAAAACCUGAACUGAUUCCAUGAGCAGAUAAGUAAGGCUUAUGUUUAUGAGGGAAGUUUAAAAAGUUUCCAUUAGAGACCGCUAUCUGGCAACAUUAUGGUGACCUUUGCACUCUCUCGGCAAGUAUCACGUUGUUUCACCCUUAUGCAAUUUUCACCCUGGUGUUUCACCCGUGUUCACCCUUGUUUUGCCUGCCAAGCAGGUGAUAGGUUUGGAGGCGGAGCUUUGUACAAUUCCAUUGUACAUGCUAUUUGUUUAACAUCAUCUAGUCUUGCCAGUCUUAAUGGAUUGUUUAUUUUCUUUUUUGAAAUGUUUUGCUUUGGGAUUAUAAUACCUUUUUCAAUGUUAACAAUGUUGUCAUGCUUGAAUGUAUUGGAUUCAGUAUGUUGAAUUAAUUUCAUGUAACUUGAUUGCAAUGUUUGCUUUGCCAUUUAUUUAUUUUUUAGUACUUCUGAAUGUCAUUUUUGUUAUGUAUGUCAUUUUUGUUUUGUAAAUACUCGUUGAUCAUGCUACUGGUGAUGGGAUACUUUUUAAGUAAAAAGAAAUGUAAAUAAAUGAGGAUAAUU